Molecule: messenger RNA, 1602 nt
Organism: Quercus lobata
Lineage: Eukaryota; Viridiplantae; Streptophyta; Magnoliopsida; Fagales; Fagaceae
Product: probable glycosyltransferase At5g20260
Exons: 4
Coding region: 1-1458 (485 amino acids)
Molecular function (GO): glycosyltransferase activity
Source: RefSeq, a predicted model, not a curated record
AUGGCAACCUUUAGUUUCCACUCACCAUUUUUGCUCAUUCCAACUUUUCUUCUUCUUCUUCUCCUUAUCUAUAUCUCUCCCUUAAACGAAAACCUCCAUUUCUCUUCUUCUACUCCAACUCCAUCACCUUCUCGUCUAUUACAAACAAACCCAAAAUCCCCUCAACUUUCACUGCUGGCACCUUCUCCAACUAUGGCAAAGUCUUCAUUGGAAGCACCUCCCUCUACUUUCAACACUGCCAAUCAUAUCAAGGUACAUAGUGAGCAGGAGAAGAGUCGUACAGAGAGGAUUGAAGAAGAUUUGGCUAAAGCACGUGCAGCGAUUCAGAAAGCAAUUAACAAUCAGAAUUACACAUCUGAUGAUAAAAUUGAAUUUUACGUUCCAAGAGGUUGCGUUUACAGAAAUGCCAAAGCUUUUCAUCAGAGUCAGAUUGAAAUGAUAAAGAGAUUCAAGGUGUGGGUGUACAGGGAAGGAGAGAUACCAAUGGCACACAGUGGACCGAUGAGUUACUUGUACUCCAUUGGAGGACAGUUCAUGGAUGAGAUGGAGAGAGGGGAGAGCCCCUUCAUGGCUCCUCAUCCUGAUGAGGCACAUGCAUUCUUUGUUCCACUCAGUGUCAGCAAAAUUGUGGACAGCUUUUAUAGGCUUCAGCCCCACACCUUUCGUCGACGAUUGGCCAUAAUUUCUAGAGAUUAUAUCAACGUCGUAGCUGAUAAGUACCCCUAUUGGAAUAGAAGCAACGGAGGGGACCAUUUUAUGGUCUCUUGCCAUGAUUGGGCACCAUGGCUUGUAACAGAAGAUCCCAAGUUCUACCAGAAUUUCGUAAGAGUGCUAUGUAAUGCCAACACGUCCGAAGGUUUCAAACCCAUAAGAGAUGUUUCAUUACCAGAAUUUAACUUGAAAGGUUACCCUAUAUUCAACCUCGGCCCACCCCGUCACGGCCUAGCCCCUAGUAAGCGCACCAUCCUCGCAUUCUUUGCCGGAGGAGCCCAUGGAGACAUAAGGAGUAUAUUAUUCCAGCAUUGGAAGGACAAAGAUGGUGAAGUUCAAGUCUAUGAGAACCUCCCUAAGGAGAAAAAUUACCAUCAAUUAAUGGGACAAACCAAGUUUUGUUUGUGUCCAAGUGGAUCAGAAGUGGCAAGUCCUAGAGUGGUGGAGGCAAUGUAUCAAGCAUGUGUCCCGGUGAUUAUUUCUGAUUACUAUACAUUACCCUUUAGUGAUGUUCUUGAUUGGAGCAAAUUUGCAGUAUUUAUUCCUCCGAAGAGAAUACCAGAAAUUAAGACAAUUUUGAAAGGGAUUUCACAAGAGAGAUACUUGACAUUGCAAAAGAGGGUGGCACAAGUAGCAAGGCAUUUUGAGCUAAACAGACCAGCUAAGCCAUUUGAUGUCCUUCAUAUGGUGCUUCACUCCGUGUGGCUUAGAAGGCUUAAUAUUAGGCUAACACAAAACGAUUAUUAACUAUUCAUCAAUAUCUACAUGUUAUAAUCACUUAUAUGAUUAAUUAUAAUUUGAUAACUAAAUAUUAGUAUUUUUGGUUUUUGACUUUUGGUUGCUAGAUGCAACAUCUGCGCAUGUUAGAUCUUGCUUAUGUAUUAAUUUGGA